AUGCGUGCAGCGCGCUUACCUUUCGAGAUGAUCUAAGUCGAAAAGGUCCGCAGUUGACUCGGCACAUACCAACCACACCAACGAGCGAGCGAGCGAGCCAGCGAGUAUUCGCUGGUGGAUCUCCAAGUUGUCGUAAAGGGGGCCUUUUCAGAAAGACGACGGACGAUCAACGUGGUGUGUGCGCGUUUGUAUGUGCGUUUGUGUGCGUGUGUACUUUGUGACUGAGAAGCGGAACGCGUGUGUGUGGGUUCUGUAAAGUCCUAAUUAUGCCAUCAGCUUCUUCGUGAACUUAUUCGUUAUCAUCAGCCGCAGAAGAAGUAGUCGUCAAAGGCCGGAGUUUUGGAUCAGGAGCUUGACAAUUGUGCUCAAAUAAAAAUUUAAAAAACCCCACAAACUCACUUCUUAGGAAGAAAAAAAUCAACUUCUCAAUCAGGGUCUCAAAAUACAUAAAUAAAUAAGUAAGCUUACUCUCCCAAACAAUUUUUUCACUAGUUUUUGAGAUUAAAAUCACAAUUAUUGUCUAAAUUAGGAAUAUACUACGUUGACCUGUGUGUGGGAGAACAGUAAUUCGAAUUGAGGACGGGGACAACGUUGUCAACUGAACUACAUGCUGAAAGGUGAAGCGUUGGUCGAGGACGUAGAGGGUUCAGUGUUCUGUCGGAGGAAAAUCUCAUAAAGACGCGAAAGGUUCGAACUGACUGGACGAGAGUGGUUCGAAACUUGAACCCCACUGGAGCGUCGUCAUGUCUGGUCUGACGAUGGAGAGCAUCAAGGAUUUGUACAACCGAACAAUGGCACAGGCCGACCCCCGGGUGGAGACCUACCCGUUCAUGGGAGCCCCUGACAAGAUGCUGUACGCCAUUGGCCUCUAUCUGUUGGUCGUGGUGCAGGGACCUAAAAUGAUGGCGUCGUUCAAACCUCUGGAGCUGAGAAACACCAUCAUUGUGUAUAACUUUCUGAUGGUCCUCGUCUCUGCCUACAUAUCUCUGAUGUCUUUGAGAGGAAUGUUCAAGGUGGGCUAUUCUAUCUACUGUGAUUCUUUGGACAAGUACCAGUACAACUCCAAUAAUGAGGUGGUAAUAUGCUGGUCAGCGAAUCUGAAGACAGCAAUUACUGGUCUCGUUAUCUCUCUUCAGUAUGUCUCGGUUGGCUGGAUUUUCUUCAUGUCUAAACUGGUCGAAUUCCUUGAUACGGUGUUUUUCAUCCUUCGCAAAAAGAACAACCAGAUCACGUUCCUUCACGUGUACCAUCACUCAACUAUGACAAUUUUCACCUGGCUGGGAGUCAAGUUCCUUCCUGGCGGCAC
This is a messenger RNA of Aplysia californica (California sea hare), 1306 nucleotides long. RefSeq names its product elongation of very long chain fatty acids protein 4. Gene Ontology annotation, biological process: sphingolipid biosynthetic process; fatty acid elongation, monounsaturated fatty acid; very long-chain fatty acid biosynthetic process. The record is from RefSeq and is a predicted model, not a curated record. NCBI's taxonomy places the organism in Eukaryota, Metazoa, Mollusca, Gastropoda, Aplysiida, Aplysiidae. Gene Ontology annotation, cellular component: endoplasmic reticulum membrane. Gene Ontology annotation, molecular function: fatty acid elongase activity.